AUGCAAAGCGCUGCUCCCAAAAUGGCGGCUUCCUUGAGGCCUGUGGCUGCUAGGCUUUCCUUGUGCGCCUCUUUGCAGGGUUCCGAGUGUUUAUUGAAUCCUGCUCGCUUGACUCGAUCUUCUCUUGUGAUCCCAGUGAGAACAAAAAGACGCCAUUUCAUUCCUCCUUCUGUCAGUGCAAAGUAUUCCACACCAGAAGAGCAGAGAAAGCAUGCCAGGGCUGCAGGGUUGGUGAUACCUCAUGAACCGAUGACACGACCUAUAAAUAUUACCUGCACAGCUGGCAUCUUCGACCCGUAUGUUCCUCCAGAAGGGGAUGCACGCGUGUCAUCUUUGUCAAAAGAAGGACUGAAACAAAGGGCAGAACAGGUCAAGCAGACUGCAGCUUCGCAGCUGGCAAUCCGAAAGAUCAAAGAUUAUGAUCCUGAUUUCAGCACCAAAACUUUUGCAGAAAAAGCCCAGGAUAUAUUCAUUGAAGCUCAUAAUAACUUGACAAACUUUAACAAACAGAAGCUGCAUUCUUUAGUGACUGAACGCUGUUACCCGGAAAUGGUACGAGGAAACAGAUACAAGACUAUCCGGUGGAGUUUUCUGGAGUCCUUGCAGCCCCCUCGGGUGGUUCAAGUGCGAUGCCCCACUAUGGUGAACAAAGACAAUCUGUAUGGACAAGUCACAGUUCGAAUGCACAGCCGACAGACUCUUGCUAUCUAUGACCGGUUUGGGAGGCUAAUGCAUGGUGGAGAGCAGGCACCAAAGGAUGUUCUGGAAUAUCUUGUUUUUGAGAGGCAUCUGGUUAAUCCAUAUGGUCAAUGGAGAUUACAUGGCAAGAUUGUUCCAGCUUGGGCACCUCCCAAAGAUCCCAUCAUCAAGACUAUUAUGAUUCCAGGACCAAAGCUGGACCCGUCACAAGAAUAUGAAGAACUCAGUCUUUCCCAGGGUGUAACAACUCCACAGGCACAGUGGUACAAAUAAUGCCAAGAGAACAGACCACAAGGGACAGAUUUUUUUUACAUUGGGCAUGGGAACUGCUGUUGAAUUGAGUGCUACCAGCCUUAAACGCCUUUCUGUUUUCAUGACUCUGUUCCAGUUGUCAUUCAUAGGCUUUUUCAUAUUCAAGUCUGUGAGGAUUAAGAAAAAAAGAAGUAACUCCAAGCUUCUAAAAAUGUAUGGGCCAUUUAGCAGAUUGCAGACCACCAGAAGUGCUCUACCUUUCCAGUUUGUGGGGUUUUCCUUGUAAGAUCAGUUGCUGCUGGUUUAUAUAUUGAUCAGUAAAGGAAUAGACCUGAAAGCACCAUUUUCAGUUCUUUAAAAGAGAAGGAUAAAAAAAUUGUUCCUCAAGGAGGUACAUCUAAUACCAGUGAGGCUGGAGUUGCUGGGUGAGGUUCUGUAGUGGUAAUGAGAAUUCUGCACAUGUUCUGAAAUAUCCAUUCUUUUCCAUGCUAUAUGGUUGAGACUUGACAGUGAAAACUGAACUUACAUAGCCUACAUCCUCCAGAGUUCUCACCAUCACCUAUAGCAACUAGAACUGGUAAGAAGAUGUAGGCUAUUAACGUCUGGAAGACCACAGUGGCCCUCACCUGCUUUAGAUAGAGGCCCUUAGUUUAUAGUGCAGUAUGAGUGAAAUAGCUGCUUGAGAUCCAGCAGUUUUCCUGUAGAGAAAUCCUUUCAUGUAGGGGAUAUUGUAAUUUUUCAUCAGGCAAUGAUGCAUUGCCAGUGGCUGCUAAAUCAUGGCUAUUCUGCCCCACACCCUCACCAUUACAGCCAAUGAGAUUUGAAAUGCUAGCUCAAAUAUCGUGGCUUAGGGACUCCUUUUGCAUAGUUUCCAUAACUGUCCUCCAUGUUUGUCUAUUGGAGGAAAAAUUAGUCCAUGGAAAUUAUGCAAACUGAACAGACUGCAGUUUCAUACAUUCAGUUUUCAGUGUUUAGCAUAGUUCAUCCUCUUAUUGCUUGUUAGAGGUGGGGCAAAGAAUUAUGUAUCAUGUUGCAGGUGCUGCCACCCGGAAAUCUGAUUUAGUAAUCUCUCUAGCUCAUUACAUAUACUGUAUGAGGGAAAGGGAAUAUGUUAUUGGGCUACAGUUCUCUGUACUAACCAGCAGUGAGGGAUUAUGGUAGCAUCAAUCCAGUAACAGCGGGGAGAGGGCAGUUGCUUACCUGAGGCCUAUAUAUUUAAAAAUAUUCAUGCAAUCAUCAGGCCUAAUGAUUUGCUUAAUUUAAUUGGUAAAGUUGAAAUUCUGUACUUAAUAUCACUUCGGAGUUUUUGUGGAAUCUUGUGGACGAGACAGCUACACACCUUUAAAGUCUUUACUUUGCAACAUGUCUCUGCUACAAACACAUUACAAGUUACUAAGCAGUC
Molecule: messenger RNA, 2353 nt
Organism: Sceloporus undulatus (fence lizard)
Lineage: Eukaryota; Metazoa; Chordata; Lepidosauria; Squamata; Phrynosomatidae
Gene: MRPL45
Product: mitochondrial ribosomal protein L45
Exons: 8
Coding region: 1-972 (323 amino acids)
Cellular component (GO): mitochondrion
Source: RefSeq, a predicted model, not a curated record